Molecule: messenger RNA, 2508 nt
Organism: Oldenlandia corymbosa var. corymbosa
Lineage: Eukaryota; Viridiplantae; Streptophyta; Magnoliopsida; Gentianales; Rubiaceae
Source: the annotation of a GenBank genome assembly
AUGAAAUUCAAACAAUUCAACCCCCAUUACCUCCGUCCCCUCCUCAAACCACCGUCAAAACCUGCCCCCGCCGCCAUCUCCGCCGUGCGCCAUCUUUGCAUUCAAACCCAAACAAGCUCUGAGGACCCUUCUCCUUCGCCGCCGUCACAAUCGAAACCCAAACCAAAACCCUUUCAAGAAAUCCUCUCCAUCAUCCAAACCACCAAUCCAGAUGAGUGGUCUGCCAACACCCAUCUCCACUAUUUACUCCUUUCCGCCUCCCCUACUUCACUCCUUAAGAUCACCCGCCAACUGGGUUCCUCCCAAAAAUCCCUCCUUUUUUUCGACCACCUCAAAACCAAGAUCAAUUCUUCAUCCCCGACGCACAAUGAUGGCCUUUUUCCUCUGUCUUUCGCUUUCCAAGGUGUCCUCGAGCUCGCUGCGAGGGAGGAAGGCCACCGAGCCCCUGCGAAGAUGCGAGAACUGUUUCAUUUAUCCAAGGAGCAAAAAAUCCCUCUUUCCAUUAAUGCCGCCACCCUCUUGAUUAAAUCAUUUGGACAAGCUAAAAUGCUUGAAGAAGCCAUGAAUGUGUUCGAAGAACUCGACCCAGAAUCACGGAACAUCUAUCUGGUUAACUUGCUAUUGGAUUAUAUGCUGAAAUCUGGAGAAGUAGAUGGUGCAUUGAAAGUGUUCGAGGAAAUUCUUGACUCAGAGUUGGACGUUUCUCCUGACAAGAACACGUUGGAAAUCUUUUUGUCUGCGUUUCUGACUAGGAAUUGGGUUGGCAGGAGCCUACGCGAGGAGGAGAUUUUCAGGAUUGUUUCAGAGUGUGGUGAACAUGGUGUAUUUCCUAACAGCGUCUGGUUAACUCAACUGAUUACUAGAAUUCAUAGGAACGGAGAAUUGGAUAAGGCUUGGGAGCUUUUGCAUGAGGUAAUGAGAUUGGGUGGCAAUCUAAAAGCUGCACCUUGCAAUGCCCUUUUGACUGGGUUGGGUAAAGAGCGGGAUUUCAAAAGGAUGAAUUUGCUCAUGCAGGAAAUGAAGGAAAAGGAUAUACAGCCAGAUGUUUUGACAUUUGGGAUUUUGAUUAAUCAUUUGUGUAAGUUCCACAGAGUGGACGAAGCAUUAGAAAUGUUUGGAAGAAUGAAAGGGGGUAAUGUUGAGGAAGGUAGUGAUCUGGUGGUGGUUGAACCGGAUGUUGUGAUUUACAAUACUUUGAUUGAUGGACUGUGUAAGGUGGGUAGAAUAGAAGAAGCGUUGGAGUUGAUGGAGAAUAUGAUGACUUUGAAGGGUGGAUGUAAACCAAACACUGUAACGUAUAAUAGUUUACUUGAUGGACUGUGCAAAGCUGGCGAGAUUAGGAGAGCGUUUGAACUCUUUGACAGGAUGAGCAAAGCAGGAGUAGACCCGAAUGUGAUCACUCUCAAUACCUUACUGGAUGGAAUGUGCAGAAGUGAACAAGUUGGUAGUGCAAUGGAUUUCUUUGAUGAGAUGCAAGGAAGGGGUUUGAAAGUGAAUGCCAUUACUUACACUAUCUUGAUUACUGCCUUUUGUGGUGCUAACAACAUUGAUAAGGCCUUCAGUCUGUUUGACCAAAUGGUGCAAAGUGGUUGCUUUCCUGAUGCAAAAGUGUAUUACAGCUUGAUAUCAGGUCUUACUCAAUCGGGAAGGAUGGACGAUGCUCUCUUUUUGGUGUCUAAAUUGAAAGAAGCUGGCUUCUGCUUGGAUAUCAUCAGUUAUAAUGUUCUUAUUGGUGGAUUUUGUAAGAAAAAUAGAUUAGAUGAGGCGUAUGAUUUCUUCAAAGAGAUGGAACACGCAGGACUAAAGCCUGAUCGUGUUACAUAUAAUACUCUAAUUUCCCAUUUCUGUGGAAAGGGGGAUUUCACCACUGCCCGCAAUGUGUUAAAGAACAUGAAAAAUGUUGGUUUGGUUCCCAAUGUUGUGACCUUUGGAGCAUUGAUUGAUGCUUAUUGCAAGGCGGGUUAUCUGGAUGAAGCUAUGAAAUUAUAUAGGGAUAUGAGUGUCAUUUCAAAGGUAUCAGCCAACACGGUUAUUUAUAAUAUAUUGAUUGAUGCCCAUUGCAAGAGUGACAAAAUUGAAGUCGCUCUUUCUCUAUUGGACGAUAUGAAGAGCAAACAGGUUAAACCAUGCACCAUUACGUACAAUGCACUGCUUAAAGGCCUAAAAGAGAGGAAUAUGUUGGAGAAAGCGUUCACUCUAAUGAAUGAAAUGACAGAAAAUGCCUGCAAUCCUGAUUACAUAACCCUGGAGGUUCUGACUCGGUGGCUUUCUGCAGCUGGCCAAUUGAAAAACCUUAGAAGAUUUGUUCAAGGAUUCGAGGUUGAUGUGCUGCAUGUUCCUUCAUUCAUAAAUUUAUUUACAGUGCUCCCAGAAAUGACAAUGCUGCGCUCUGCUGUAAGAGAGAAGGAUCCGGAGAAAGGAGGAGCAGGAGAGAAUCGAACAACUGCACACCUCUUGAAGUACUCUGAAGAUUUCCUGUGGCCAACUCGUCUAGAACCUGAUGGUUAG